Molecule: messenger RNA, 1242 nt
Organism: Rhodamnia argentea
Lineage: Eukaryota; Viridiplantae; Streptophyta; Magnoliopsida; Myrtales; Myrtaceae
Exons: 2
Coding region: 134-1009 (291 amino acids)
Source: RefSeq, a predicted model, not a curated record
CACCUUUUCUUUCCAGCAUAAAUUGUUCUCCACCCCGUCACCGCUCCACACCAAUUCUUCCAUCCUAAAGAGAGGACCCAAUCUGAGUGCAUACCCACAUCAAGAAAACUCCCCAAAAAAGAAAAAGAAAAAAAUGAUGAGAGACAAUAACCCCGCGCCUAUCAGAAAAUCUCCAACCCUAAAGUCCCAAAACUCCAUGCAGCUAACACUAUCACUCCCUCCUUGUCCAACAGCAACAAAGCCCCCCCCUGUGAUCGAAUUCCCUACCUCUCCCGAGAGGAUAGUGGGAGAGGAGAUGCUCCAUUUCAGCCACCCCCAGCACCCUCUGUCCCACAUCAACCGCCCCCACCUCUUCACUUGCUCCGGUUGCCAGGAAUUCGGAGCGGCCAAGCGGUACGCGUGCCGGUUCUGCAACUAUCAGCUCCACGAGUUCUGCGCCUUGGCCCCUCAGGCGCUCAAGAGCCAUCCACUGCACCACCAACACCAGCUCGUGUUUUACGCUAAACCAGUGAAAUCCGGAAAAGCGAAGUCGAAGUGCGACGCCUGUGGGAAAUCCGUCAAGGGCUUUUUGUUCCGGUGCAACGCGUGUGACUUCCAGAUCCACCCUUGCUGUGCCAUGUUGCCCCUCGAAAUUGUCUUCGCGCCACACCCACAUACCCUCAAGCUCCUGAUGGCAUCGGCGGGCGGCGGCGGCGACACUGGCUUCCAAUGUGGCGAGUGCAAGAGGAGGCGGUCGGGGAGGAUAUACCGCUGCGCGGUCUGUGACUACCAUCUCCACGCGAUCUGCGCCAAGAUCAUAUUCAAUGGCCUCCAUGACAGCGGCAUCAAGGACCCGGGCAAGCCAGGCAACGUGCUCGAGGCAGCGGCCCGGCUCGCCGUGCAGGUGGUGACCGGGUUCUUCGGGGGCUUGAUCGAAGGGAUUGGAGAGGGCGUCGGGCAAGAUAUAGUUCAGAACGUCAUAGCGGGGACCGGGAAUGCUUUCGUUAGCAGAGGAAUCGCUGGGAAAUGAAGCAAAGCUAGGGUUGCAACAUGAUAGCAUGAACUCUAUUAUUUAUUAUUUGGAUCAUGGUGUUUGUUAAUGUAAAAUAGGGUUAUGCAUUUGGAAUUUCCUAAGGGCAGAGGUACAGCAUGUCGUGAAGUGAUUGAAUUGCCAAAACUCAGCCAGUGAAGAACAAAUGCUAUUAUUGCAUAGUGUGUGGUAUAUGUUUGAAGCGCAUAAAUAACACGUGUCCAUUUUCUGAA